AUGAUAACAAAAAAAUUAAAAAAUGAAUUUAAUUUUGGAGGAUAUUGUUAUCCUAAAUUACAAAGUUACAAAUACAAAAUGAGAGAAUCUCAGGCUAAGAAAGAAUUACCUUUAUUGAGCAAGGUCAUUACAUAAGGGACAGAGAAUUUUAGAGUCUUGAAUUGCCUUCUAGAGUGGCAAGAUUUGAAAACUCUUUUUUCUUCAUAAAAUAUUAAAUAUGAAUUAUGUGAUCAUUUGGAAACCAAAGAAUUAUAUUUAAGUGAGAUUUCAAAAGAGAAUUUGAUGAGCUGGGAAAUCCUAAAGAGAUAAAGGCCCUUUCAAUUCUGA
Molecule: messenger RNA, 327 nt
Organism: Paramecium octaurelia
Lineage: Eukaryota; Ciliophora; Oligohymenophorea; Peniculida; Parameciidae
Source: the annotation of a GenBank genome assembly